This is a messenger RNA of Entrophospora sp. SA101, 242 nucleotides long. The record is from the annotation of a GenBank genome assembly. Lineage: Eukaryota; Fungi; Glomeromycota; Glomeromycetes; Entrophosporales; Entrophosporaceae.
AACAAUUAAUCUGUAUGAAUAAUCGUACAAUUCAUGCAUAUGGUGAUAAAGUACUUUGGAGUAAUUUAUAUGACACAUCAGUAGGCUAUGGUGGUGAAUGGUGUGGUGCAUUACCACAUGAAGAAUUACCUGUGUGUGAUUGCAAAGCUCCACCAUUUACACUUUUACCAAGAUUACCCUUUGCACAUCUUAAAUCUAUAGAAUAUUUUCAACCAAUAAGAAUAAUACAAAAUCAGGAAUAG